UGGUUUGGAGAUCCCUUUAAGAAACCACAGGCGGAGGAAUUUCUCUGAGAGAAAAUAAUCCUACUCACGGGGCCCCUUGGAGGCCAUUAACCCCCUUUGAACAGAAAAGUGAUGCAGUUUUUGAUGAAAUUGUAGAGAACUGUGGUGUCAUGGAUACAGAAAUGUCUGAAGACACAGACCACAACUUAACUCCUACCCUUGCCAGCAUGUCUUAUGGAAUGCCGAAUCAAACAGGAUCUGAGAAUUCAUUGCUGGAUGAAGAUGAUUAUUUUUUGAACUCUGGGGAUCUUGCAGGAAUUCCAGUCGUUAGUAGUGACAAUGAGGAUGAACAGGAUUUUAGUUCAAAGGACAAUCUUGUUUCUUCAAUUCAUACUGAUGAUAGCUUGGAAGUAGAGAGAAGAGCCUCUCAUCAUGAAUCAGAUAAUGAAAAUGAAAUACAAAUUCAAAAUAAAUUAAAAAAAGACUUUCCUAAACAGUUUGAUCAGGUUUCUGUCUUUAAAUCAAUACGAAAAGAUUUUUGUUUAGUAAGAGAAAACAGCAAAGAGACAUUUCCUGGAAAGGAGAAAAAUAGAGACCUAACUUAUCAUGAACGUGAAAAACGGUUGGAUAAACCCCAUAAAGGUUUGGAUUCAAGGUUGAAAAGCAGUUUUUUUGAUAAAGCAGCUAAUCAAGUUGAAGAAACAUUACAUACUCAUUUACCACAAAACCCAGAAACAAACUUUAGGGAUUCCAGCUACCCAUUUGCCAAUAAAGAAUCCAUUGGUUCGGAACUGGGGAAUUCCUUUGCAUCAAAUAUUAGAAUUAAAGAAGAACCUUUGGAUGAUGAGUAUGACAAAGCAGUGGCGCCUCAGCAGGGACUACUAGACAGAGUUAAAGAUGAACCUGAAAAUGCUCAAGAGUAUAAUCAUGGCCAACAGCAAAAAACUCAAGAGGGGGAACUGAAAAUUAGUGCUGUGUUUUCAGUCAGUGGCAGUCCUCUUGCUCCACAGUUGACUACUGGCUUUCAGCCUUCUCUGGCAUCACCUGGCAUGAAUAAAAUGCUUCCUUCAGUUCCAGCUGCAGCUGUUCGAGUUUCCUGUUCUGGUUGUAAAAAAAUCCUCCAGAAGGGGCAGACUGCAUAUCAGAGGAAAGGGUCUACACAGCUUUUCUGCUCCACACUGUGCCUCACUGGAUACACAGUCCCACCUGCCCGCCUGCCACCUCUUCUUACCAAGAAGACUUGUUCAAGUUGCUCAAAAGACAUUUUAAAUCCAAAGGAUGUGAUCAGUGCGCAGUUUGAAAAUAGUACCACCAGUAAGGAUUUUUGCAGUCAGUCUUGCUUGUCAACAUAUGAACUGAAAAAAAAACCCAUUGUUACCAUAAAUACAAAUAGCAUUUCAACCAAAUGCAGCAUGUGUCAGAAGAACGCUGUUAUUCGACAUGAAGUUAAUUACCAGAACGUGGUCCAUAAACUUUGCAGUGAUGCCUGCUUCUCUAAGUUUCGCUCUGCUAACAACCUCACUAUGAACUGUUGUGAGAACUGUGGUGGUUACUGUUACAGUGGCUCUGGACAGUGCCAUGUGCUUCAGAUUGAGGGGCAGUCUAAGAAGUUUUGUAGUUCAAUGUGUGUCACCUCAUACAAGCAGAAAUCAGCCAAAAUAACACCAUGUGCGCUUUGCAAAUCAUUGAGAUCCUCAGCAGAAAUGAUUGAGAAUACCAAUAGCUUGGGGAAGACAGAACUUUUCUGUUCUGUUAAUUGCUUAUCUGCUUACAGAGUUAAAAUGGUUACUUCUGCAGGUGUACAAGUUCAGUGUAACAGUUGUAAAACCUCAGCAAUCCCUCAGUAUCAUCUAGCCAUGUCAGAUGGAAGUAUACGCAACUUCUGCAGCUACAGUUGUGUGGUAGCUUUCCAGAAUUUAUUCAACAAACCAACUGGAAUGAAUUCUUCAGUAGUGCCCUUGUCUCAGGGCCAAGUAAUUGUGAGCAUCCCCACAGGUUCAGCAGUGUCUGCAGGUGGAGGGAAUACCCCUGCUGUAUCCCCCACCUCCAUCAGCAGCUCUGCUGCAGCUGGUCUCCAGCGGCUGGCAGCCCAGUCCCAGCAUGUUGGGUUUGCCCGAAGUGUGGUGAAGCUUAGGUGUCAACACUGUAAUCGUCUUUUUGCUACAAAACCAGAGCUUCUUGACUACAAGGGUAAAAUGUUUCAGUUCUGUGGCAAGAAUUGUUCUGACGAAUAUAAGAAAAUCAAUAAUGUAAUGGCAAUGUGUGAAUAUUGUAAAAUUGAGAAAAUUAUAAAGGAGACUGUGCGAUUCUCAGGUGCUGACAAGUCAUUUUGUAGUGAAGGUUGCAAAUUGCUUUAUAAACAUGACUUGGGGAAACGCUGGGGAAGUCACUGUAAAAUGUGCAGUUAUUGUUUACAGACAUCUCCCAAAUUGAUACAGAAUAAUUUGGGUGGAAAGGUGGAAGACUUCUGUUGUGAAGAAUGCAUGUCUAAGUAUACAGUUUUGUUUUAUCAGAUGGCCAAAUGUGAUGGUUGCAAGAGACAGGGUAAACUCAGUGAGUCAUUGAAAUGGCGAGGGGAAAUAAAACACUUUUGUAACCUGCUUUGUAUCUUGAUGUUCUGUCAUCAGCAAACUGUAUGUGACCCACCUUUACAAAACAACUCAGCAAGUAUUUCCAUGGUUCAAGCUACAUCUGCAGGGCCCCCAUCACUCAGAAAAGAUUCAACUCCAGUUAUUGCUAAUGUGGUAUCUUUGGCAAGUGCUCCUGCUGCUCAGCCCACAGCAAAUGCCAACAGCGUGCUACAAGGUGCAGUUCCAACAGUAACAGCGAAAAUCAUUGGGGAUGUAAGUACUCAAACAGAUACACUGAAACUUCCACCUUCCCAACCCCCAAGGCUUUUGAAGAACAAAGCUUUAUUGUGCAAACCCAUCACACAGACGAAAGCCACUUCAUGUAAACCACAUACUCAAAACAAAGAAUGCCAGACAGAAGACACUCCAAGUGAGCCCCAGGUUAUGGUGGUACCAGUCCCUGUGCCAGUGUUUGUUCCUAUACCUCUUCAUCUUUAUACCCAGUACACUCCUGUCCCCUUUGGGAUUCCAGUUCCCAUGCCUGUUCCCAUGCUUAUUCCUUCCUCUAUGGAUAAUGAAGAUAAAGCCACUGAGAGUAUUGAAGACAUUAAAGAGAAGCUUCCUACACAUCCAUUUGAAGCGGAUCUCCUUGAGAUGGCAGAAAUGAUUGCAGAAGAUGAAGAGAAGGAGAAGAGUCUAUCCCAGGGAGAGUCUCAAACUUCUGAACAAGAACUCUUUCUAGACACCAAGAUUUUUGAAAAAGACCAAGGAAGUACAUACAGUGGUGAUCUUGAAUCAGAGGCAGUGUCAACUCCACAUAGCUGGGAGGAAGAGUUGAAUCAUUAUGCCUUAAAGUCAAAUGCUGUGCAAGAAGCUGAUUCAGAACUGAAACAGUUCUCAAAAGGGGAAACAGAACAGGAUCUGGAGGCAGAUUUUCCAUCAGAAUCCUUUGACCCACUUAAUAAAGGACAGGGAAUCCAGGCACGUUCUCGAACAAGACGGAGACACAGAGAUGGCUUCCCUCAGCCCAGACGAAGAGGGAGGAAGAAGUCUGUAGUACCUGUGGAGCCCAGGAGUCUUAUUCAAGGAGCUUUGCAAGGGUGUUCAGUGUCUGGAAUGACACUAAAAUAUAUGUAUGGGGUAAAUGCCUGGAAGAACUGGGUUCAGUGGAAAAAUGCCAAGGAAGAACAGGGAGAUCUAAAGUGUGGGGGAGGUGAACAUGCCUCUCCUAGUCCAGGUUCUGACUCCUUAGGAAGUGUUCAAGACCAGGCACUCUCUCAAGAAUCCUCAGAGCAAGGUUGUAAAGUCCGCCCUGUGAAGCUGAAGGAAGAUAUUCUAUCCUGCACUUUUUCUGAAUUGAGUUUAGGAUUAUGCCAGUUUAUCCAAGAGGUGCGGAGACCAAAUGGUGAAAAAUAUGACCCAGACAGUAUCUUAUACUUGUGCCUUGGAAUUCAGCAGUACCUGUUUGAAAAUGGUAGAAUAGAUAACAUUUUUACGGAGCCCUAUUCCAGAUUUAUGAUUGAACUUACCAAACUCUUGAAAAUAUGGGAGCCUACGAUACUUCCUAAUGGUUACAUGUUCUCUCGAAUUGAAGAAGAGCAUUUGUGGGAGUGCAAACAGCUGGGAGCUUACUCGCCAAUUGUCCUGUUAAAUACCCUCCUUUUUUUCAAUACCAAAUACUUCCAACUAAAGAAUGUUACUGAGCAUUUGAAGCUUUCCUUUGCCCAUGUGAUGAGACGGACCAGGACUCUGAAAUACAGCACCAAGAUGACAUAUCUGAGAUUCUUCCCGCCUUUACAGAAGCAAGAGUCAGAGCCAGAUAAACUAACUAUUGGCAAGAGGAAACGGAAUGAAGAUGAUGAGGCUCCGGUGGGUGUGGAGAUGGCAGAGAAUACCGACAACCCACUGAGAUGUCCCGUUCGGCUUUAUGAGUUUUACUUGUCAAAAUGUUCUGAAAGUGUGAAGCAGAGGAAUGAUGUGUUCUACCUUCAGCCUGAGCGCUCCUGUGUUCCUAAUAGUCCCAUGUGGUACUCCACAUUCCCGAUAGACCCUGGAACCCUGGACACCAUGUUGACACGCAUUCUCAUGGUGAGAGAGGUACAUGAAGAACUUGCCAAAGCCAAAUCUGAAGACUCUGAUAUUGAAUUAUCAGAUUAAGAUGGAAGUAAGGUUUCUAUUUCCAUGAGCAUUGGUAUGCACCAAGCUGUGAAUGCACUCAGCUGUCGGGAAGAUGUGUAAAUCCAAGUCCUCUUGACUUGCUUGUAAGACAUGAAGAACAGGCCGCUCCUGAGCAACAGUGUGGCUGUAAAUGAAACCCGAGGGGAGGAAUGUGAGUGACUUGGCAGGGAGAGUCCGUAGACAUGGUCAGAUGACUAACCAGUUUCUGAGUGGUGCAUAAUCUUAUUUUGUUUGGGAAUAAGAAAUUAUGGAAUAUUUUUAAGGAAAACUGUUGUAUAAAAUUCUACCAUAGUAACCUUAGUUAGAAAGGGGUAGCUUUGGAGUGAGACCCUGGCUAUUUGAGCACGAUGUCCAUGAAAGUCAGGAAAGAAAUCAGUACAGAGCUGAGAGUGACAUCAGAUGAGGACACUGGGACUCAGCCUUGAAGAUCCAAUAAAAAUACUCAUGUUUUUUGUAAAAAGAUAGUGGUCUUGAUUGAUUUAUACUGCCAACCCACUUAUGUGAAGGAUAGAAGCCUUUGGUACUUUGUCUGGAGGCCCCUCACAUCAGGGGAAAUGCCCUUCACUGCUGUUGUUAGUGUGCCCCUUUUCGUGUAGGGUCUUACCUUCUCAGCUGUGGGUGAUUGAAGGCAAAGGGAUAAUGUUCCACAAGCUAAUUAUGUACCCAGAAAACCUGUGGAGCACAUUAGACCCUAGGUGUCCUGAACUGUUUGCAGAAAGCCCACUUCUUGGGUGCAGGCCUUUGUUGCUGCUGUGUCAGCCCCAGCUGUGCUGCACAGAUGGAGAGGCACUCCUUUUGUUUCCAGUUUUUCCCCAAUGGCAGCUUUUCUUCCAUUGUGUCACUUUCCUGUUCCCGAGUGACUCUUCCUGUCCUUUUGCACCAGUUUCUGGAGGCCCUUGUCAUUUCAAACAGAAUAAUCUGUUUCCACAGUUGUGACAAACGUGGGUGAUCCCACAAAGACACAGUAUUAUGCAGCUAUCUGAAUUGUGGUAGGGAAGGCUUCCAUGUAAGCAUUUGGAAGUUGACCUUAUUGCCCCAAGGAACUUGAAAGUUAGGGAUUUGGGAUUAGAGUACAAGAUGAUUUACAUAUUCAUAAGAAGGUCUUUCUCUUUUUUUUUUUGUUUUUUUUUGUUUUCGAUUUUUGUUUUUCGAGACAGGGUUUCUCUGUGGCUUUGGAGGCUGUCCUGGAACUAGCUCUUUAGACCAAGCUGGUCUCGAACUCACAGAGAUCCGCCUGUAUCUGCCUCCUGAGUGCUGGGAUUAAAGGCGUGUGCCACCACCGCCCGGCUAAGAAGGUCUUAACAGCAUUAUUCCAGAUUCUAGCUGUCUUAGUUGUAUGAGGAUUGCAAGGCAUAGAUGUGUGUGUCAUUAUCACACUGACUCCCUCUUCUCCAGUCUCAGUUUCUUCCCUACAAAAAUUGAGUCAAGCUUUUAAUAAUGUUGGCUAAUUACUGAGCUUCUUUAAUUGAAGUUAAUUUGAGCUUACAGCAGAACUGAGAGAAGUCAUAAGCUUCUUCCAAAGUAUCACCUUGAAAGACUUCAUUGUGUCCCAUAUUUUAGGUGGGGAUAGCAAGUUUUAUUUUGUUUUUUAAACAAAUAAGUCAUUUAAAUACAACAGAAUUUUAAAUGGGCCUUUUGACAUUGUAUACUUGGUGGUUCUGUCCUCUGCCUGUAACGAAUCUCCCUUUUGUUACUAAGAACUGUGUGAAAGAAGUAAAUCUGCCCCAGUCUGUAUGGUUAAGUUCAUCUGUGUUUGUCAUUUUUGAUGGGGAACUGCUUCCUUCCAGACCUCCUUUGAUUGAACGGAAAGCAGUUGGCCUGUCUAAUAAGUCACCAAUAAACCAUCCAGAAACACCA
Messenger RNA from Cricetulus griseus (Chinese hamster), 6584 nucleotides. Lineage: Eukaryota; Metazoa; Chordata; Mammalia; Rodentia; Cricetidae. The record is from RefSeq and is a predicted model, not a curated record.